AGGUUAAUGAAAUCACAUUACCUUGUUAAACCUUGUUGAGUAAAAUUAACACCUGGAGGUGCAUGGAGGAUGAAGCUGAGGUUGGUGGCUCAUCUGGACCAGGUGUCCCCAUAAGGAGACCCGGUACCGACCCAUGCACCCCUACAUCAGGCCUCAGAGGAGGCCUGUGGAGGGCCUUAGCUUAGUAGGUGAUGUUUGGGUUGAACUAUUAAUCGAUUCCAAAUCAAAACUGCAAGUUUGAGAGUCCAGAUAUCCGUCUGAUGUGAUCAUCUCCAUCCUGCAUCCUGGUGGAACAUCUUGGGGUGGUUUCGUGGCGUUUUAGGGCCUCAAUGGUUGAAGCUUUUGGUUACAAGAUGGGAUAUUCGAAAGGGUAGAAAGUAGGAAUAUACAUUCAACACCACGUCUGACUCUGAUUUUAAACUGUCAUGUCGAUAAUUUUACAGAUUUAUCUCCAUCCUCUGUACCAGUGGAACAUCUUGGGGUUGUUCCAUGGCGUUUUAGGGUCUUGAUGGUUCAGGCUUUUUUUAUGAGACACUGAGGGAGAAACGGUGAUUCUACAUACUACAGAUAUUUCUAUAGUAUAGAAAGUUUCUGAACUAUGUGAACACUGUCUGCAGUUCAUUUGAAAAGUCCCUGAAUUUUUGUCAUGUGACUGCUGGUUGCAUGUGACUCACUAAUGGCUUCAAGAUCACGCAGUGGAGCUCAGAAUUUUUUUGUUUUUACACAAUCUGGUUAUUUUAAAUGAUUCAUUUUUGGCAAUUAAAAAAAAAAGUAGAAGAAAGUAAUUUGGCCAAAAUAGCCCAAUUUUAAGCCUAGAUGUGAUUAAUUUUGGUGCUAAAACGGUCAAAGAGUAGAUCGUGGGCCAUCUAAAUGUUCAAAACUUGACGAUUCUUUCUGUUCUUACAAUUUUGGACUCCCAUAAAUGCUGAACUUUUUCACAAAUAUAUGAAAUAAGAUGCCUUUCAAACCUGCCAGCAGGAUUUCAUCAGUGUAUGUCACUAUCAUUUUAUUCCACUUUUGAUUUUAGUCCUGUUCUAAGUGGGUUGUUUCACUCAAUUAGCUGCUGCUGGCCCCACCCCCUUCAGGAAGAAAACUCUCUCUGCGUCUGUGAUUGACACUAGUUGACCAAGACUUUUUAGCUUCUAAUUUUCUGCGAACAAUUAUUUGAUGUGGAUAUACCUCUGAAUUUACCACCGAUGUUUUUAACUCGUGUUUGGUGAGUUUGUUGGAUGACGUUGAGGUUACAACAUCAGUGUUUUAGCCGCCCAGCUGCGUUUCAGUCACUAUUUCAUACCCAUUUUGCCGUCUGACAACUAAAACAGAAUACUAUAUCAAUGUGAAUAGCUUUAUUUGGAUUUCACCUGUAUUAAAAUGCAGAAGUAGCACAAUUUUAAUCCUAGAUUUAAUUAGUUUUGGUGCUAAAAUGGUAAGAGUAGCUCAAGGACCAUCUAAAUGUUCAAAACUUGAUGAUUCGUUCUGUUUUUAACAUUUCUGAUUCCCAUAAAUGCUAAACUUUUCAACAAAUAUAUGAAAUAAGAUGCCUUUCAAAGGCGCUGGCAGGUUUUUGGGUUCAGAGUGAAACUAUUAAACACUCUGUUCAACAUCGGUGUGUGUCACAAUCAUUUUAUUAUACUUCUGGUUUUAGUCCUGUUCUAAAUGGGUUGUUUCACUCAAUGGGCUGCUGCUGGCCACGCCCCCUUCAGGAAGAAAACUCUCUCUGAGUCUGUGGUUUACACCAGUUGACCAGGACUUUCCAACUUUCUGGCUUCUAACUUCCUCUGAACAAUUGUUUGACGUGGAAAUAUCUCUGAAUUUACCGCCGAUGUUCUAAACUCGUGGGUUUGGUGAGUUUGUCGGAUGACGAGGUUACAAAAUCAGUAUUUUAGCCACCCAGCUGCGCUUCAGUCACUAUUUCAUACUCAUUUUGCUGUUUGACAACAAAAACAACAAUAUGUAAAUGAAAACAGCUUUAUUUGGAUUUCGCCUGAAUUGAAAUGUAGAAAUAGCACAAAUUUUAAGCCUAGAUUUGAUUAGUUUUGGUGCGUUCAAGGACUGUCUAAACGUUCAAAACUUGCUGAUUCUUUAUGGUUUUACCAUUUUUGUUUCCCAUAAAUGCUGAACUUUUUAACAGAUAUCUGAAAUAAGAUUCCUUUCAAACAUAUCAGCAGGUUUUGGGGUUCAGAGUGAAACUAUAAAACACUCCGUUGAACAGUUGUAUUACUAUUGCUGGUGCGUGUCACUGUCUUUUUAUUGCCCAGGCCUGAUGUUACCUGCAGCUCAGUCGGCCUUCAUGCUCUGUGACUCAUGCGAGGGCAAACUGCAGCUCUUAAAGCAACACAUCGGCCUGAAAUUGGUCCUUUUCCUCGUCUGUCUUGGAUCUGACUCGGGGAGGAGGUGUUUGCCAGGCUGGAAUGGAUUUUGCUGAGAUUAUCCUAAUAAAUGCUCAGAUUUGUAAGCUGCGGCCCGGCAUGUGCUCAUCCACUGUUCUGGAAACGCCCGGCCCCUCGCCCUCUUACAUAAAAGUACUUUAGGGAAUGCUGAUACAUAAUCCUGCUGUUCUAAUAAGCGUUAUUGAUGCUGUGGAUAACUAAACAUGGUACUGCAGCAUGGAAACGUCGCUGCUUUGAGGCGCCUCAGCUGACGGUUCGUCUCGUGAUUCAGCGUCUCCUCAGGGCCACGUUCUAUUCUUAAAUCCGCUCCUUAUCUUAAUCCCGGCGUCACCCUGUAGAUGUGCAGAGUCAGCUUUGAUGUGUGCUGGACGUUUCCUGCUCUCUUCGUCCUUCUAUAUAAACCCAGAGUAGAUUUUUAAACAGUAGAUGAGACGUUUGCAUUGUGACGAUGGACGGAGGAACAUUUUAAAUUCAGCAGGAUAGUUCUGUCUUCACAAUAACAAUAUAUAACCUGCAUCUCUGGCUGGCUAUGAAGGUUUCCUGUAAUAUGUUUAGAAUAAUUUUUGUGCCGACUGUCGGUGUGGAUCUGACCCGGCAAGAAGGUGUUCAGGGGCACUUAUUGAAGCAAAAGCAAACCACAGGAGUUUAAGUUCUGCAAAAUGUCACUGAGGGAGACACAAACGACUAUAAGGAAAUCCCAAAAAAGCUGCAAAGUGAUUAUAAUGAGACAAAAAUUGACAACAAGGACAUUGAAAGUGACUACAUAGACUUAAAUCGGUCAGAAAGACACAUAAAAUGUCCGCAAGGAUGUGCAAAAUGACUACAAAAGCAUGUAACGCGACUCCAAGGAUGCUGAAAUUGACCACAUGUACAAGCAAAUAACCCAAAUAACCACAAAAAGAUGCAAAACCUGUACAGAGAUGCACAAAGUAACCACAAAGAGACAAAAAGAGACUGCAUGACUACAAAUAGUCACAAAAUGUUUUUGCCAAGGGCAACAAAAAACCUGAAAGAGAUGCUAUAAGAUGACAGAAACAACACAACUACAAAGAUAAAUCCCGACAAAAUAACCUCGAAGACACACAAAGCAACUACACAGAGAUGCAAAAGGACACAUAACCGCUGGAAAGAUGCACAAAGUCUUCAGUUAAUCCGAGAAAUAUUGCCCAACGAGACAUAAAUUUGCUAUGAAGCGAUGCAAAACAACUAGAAAGAAACGAAACAGCUACAAAACGACAGGAAAACAAGAAAGGGACGGAAACUGAUCACAAAACAAAAAGCUCUAAAGACUUGAAAGGCAAUUACAAAAAGACACAAAACAGCUCCAGAGAGACACAGAUGGACCAAAAACAGGCUCAAAUCUACUAUAAUAGAUGCACAGGAACUCAAAAGAGAUAGAAGAAGAUGCAAAAUGACCACAAAGAGACACAAAAUGUCUACAAAAACAUGCAAAACAACUAAAAAAUAGACCAAAAAUGUUUUCAAAAACAUGCAAAGUGAACUGCAGAGAAACACAAAUGGACUAAAAACAGACUUAAAUCUACUAUAACAGAUGCACAGGAACUCAAAAGAGAUAGAAUACCAUGCAAAAUGACCACAAAGAGAUGAAAAAUGCCUACAAAAACAUGCAAAACAACUACAGAAACACCCAAAUGUCUGCAAUGACAUGCAAAGGGAGGGACUCGCUAAUGUUCUAGCCUCUAACUUUUCUCAAAAUAGCACAAUUUUAAGCCUAGAUUUGAUUUGUUUUGAUGCUACAACGGUAAAAGAAUAGUUCAGGGACCAUCUGAACGUUCAAAACCUGACGAUUCUUUCUGUUUUUACAACUUCGCCUGUAUUAAAAUAGUUUGUGAGCACAGAGAGCGGGAGAGAAGCUAACGGAUGCUAGUGUUUACAGUAGCCCACCCUGUCCUUGUUUAUUGGCUUAGAUUAAAUUUUCCACCAUUUCUGAUUGUCCCUCACUGUUACAGUGUCCACAGAACUCUAACCUGUGGACAGAGCAUCAAAGCUAAUGGUAAUGCUAGCUACAUUAGCUGGAAAAAGGACUAUCAUGAAGGAUUUUCCUGCCUAUUGUUGUGGUGACAUUGCCCUGAAAAAAAUAAAAGUAAUUCACUGGAGCUUUAGCUCCUCAGAUGCUGGCAUUGCAUGAAAACCCUCGUGUUCACACUUGCAGAACAUUUCUUAACUUUUGAGACAGUUAGCAUUAGCAGCUAUAGUAGCAGAAUAAACCUGGUGGACCGAGUUAGCCGCUCGUUCUGAAUGUCUCACCUGGAAGCAGUGAGGAAGGAGGCGUUUUACAUUUUUAAGUGUAAUUUAAAUCAAUUUAGAACAAUUAUUUGUAUUACAAGGCUUUCUUAUGGAUUUUCUUUUAAUUUUUGUUGAGUUAAAUUGUAUUUUACUCUCCAUGUUACACUCAAGUCUUGCAUUGCUCUGUUUUAGCUUUAAAUUAACUUGUUGUUUUUAAGAUUUUUUUAUUUACUUUUGUCAUUUUAUGCGUUUUUUAGCAUCCAUUGCUUGUCUUUUUGUUGUACGUCUGUUUAUUUGUAUUAACUUUAUUAUUAAUAUUACGUAAACUGACACAUUUCUAACAACCAAUACUGGAUUUAAUAAAGUUAGAAUUUAAGGCCAAGUUGCUGGAUUAGAUUGUACACUCAUGUCUAAUAAUAAUAAUUCACAAAAUUGCAGUUAUUUAAAGUUUAGUGGCUCCUUGUAGGUAUGUUUUUAUGGCUGAGAAGCUUUAGAUAAUCCUCUGUGCUGUGGCUUCAGCUCAGGCAGAGGACUGGACUGAACCCAGCAUGUUAAGUGUGACCGAACAUCCAGCAAACUGGAGGAUCAACAUCCUUUUUUCAGUCUCUGUGGUGGGCGUCGGUCUCCAGAGCUUCACUGCCUGGCUAUGUCGUAAGGUCACUAAGUGCUUUAUGCAGAAAUAGCUUUUGUUUCCACUCAGCUCAACACAAACGCCACAUUAUUUACAUGUUAAGCAGCUUGUGAGAGCAGGCGGAUGGCGGCCGCGCCGCUGUGAAGUCCUCUGGUGGAGGUUUGAAUGCUUGGCUGAGAGUCGGCAGAGAUCCAGUCAUCAGCUGGAGGUCCCGUUCAAACAGCGGAACAAGGAAAAGAAAGUUCUGAACCUGUUUGGGAAGCCCUUUGAUGGUGGGAAGAGGAUGGACCAUGGUGGUCCGCAGCAGCAGCAGCAGCAGCAGCAGCAGCAUCCCAUGGAGCAGCAGCAGCAGCCGUACCACCCGCAGCAUCCCGCCAUGAUGCGGCUCUACGAGGUCCAGAAGGAGGUGGCGUCUCUGGGGCCGCAGGUCUGCACCUUCAGCGGCCUGCAGAACGACCGCGACUACAAGCGUCUGGAGCGAGAGCUGACCCGGCUGCUGCUGGAGGUGGACCAGGUGGACACGGAGGGCAAGCCGGACCUGCAGGGGGCUCGGAAGAGGGCGGCGCAGGAGGUGGAGGGUCUGCUGCGCUACCUGGAGGAGAACGCCACCCACCCGUCCCGUCUGGCCAUCGAGGAUCUGAGCAACAAGGCCCGGCAGCUGGUGGACGAACGCGUCGUGGCUCCGCAGCGAGCCGGCGGCGUGGCGGAGAUCAACGACGAGCUGGUGGACGCCCUGCAGGAGCUGGUGCUGAGGCUCACCCAGGUGAAGACCGAGGGCCGGGUGCCGCUCCGCAAAGCUCGCUACCGGGCGCUAACACGCCUGUGCGCCGUGCAGGACGUGGUGGAAGGGCGGACGCAGCAGCAGACCCUGUCGCUGCCGCUGCCGGGCGACACCCACGAGGCCGUGCACCGCAUCAACCAGGUGAUGGUGAAGGUGAGCGUCGCCCGCAGCCAGCUGGUGGCGCUGCUGAUGGGGCUGAGCGGGAGGGACAGCUGCGCCCACCUGUCGCGAAUCCUGACGGAGAUGCAGGUGGAGCUGGACGCUCUGGACGUAUCCGGAAACGCAGCCAUCAGAAACUACAGGAAGCAGGUCGUGGAGGAGAUAAACGGGCUGCUGAAACACCUGGACCUGGAGGGGGAGGGAGACGACACACGCAGGUACGACUUGGCGCAGAACAACUCCAUCCGUGAGAUCGAGGCGGUGCGAGCUCACGUCUCCCACCUUCGGGAAGGCAUCCUGCGACACUGUGCGAUGGGCGACCUCGGCUUCAGGCCCAAAGCCGAGCUGCAGAGCCUCCUGACGCACCUGGACCAGGUGGACACGGCCAAGAACCCGUGCAUCAGAGAGGCCCGCCGCCGCGCCGUGGUGGAGGUCCAGGCUGUCAUCACCUUCCUGGACCUCCGCGAGGCGCUGGCCCGCCGCCAGCCGGGCCCCGCCGAGCACCCGUCCCACAGGGCCGUGUGGCUGGUCCUGGGGAGCCUGUCGGACCUCCAGGCCCAGGUGCUCGGCUACGAGGGCAAGCGGGCCGACAAGAGCUACAUGAUGCUGGAGGAGCUGCUGACCAAGCAGCUGCUGACGCUGGACGCCGUGGACCCGCAGGGCGACGAGACCACCAAGGUGGCGAGGAAGCAGGCGGUGAAGUUCGCCCAGAACAUUCUCAACUACCUGGACAUGAAGACGGACGAGUGGGAGUACUGACCCGACGGACGGGACGACGCUGCAGCAAUGAGGGGAGCUGAUAAUGUGUGUAAAUAAUAAAAACUGGUACAUUAUCAUUCCACGGGCUGUAAAUACUGACUCAAACCCCCAGAAUGCACUGCAGCAGCGCUUCUCUUACGUCUGUGUGUGGUAGUCAUGGCCGAACGCUGAGAAACACGGAACUCCUUUUGUGAAACACUUUUUUUUUUGUGCUUUUUGGAGAUUUCUUUUCAUAUCUCCUAUCUGUGUGUGAGUGUGUGUGAGUGAGUGUGUGUUUGUUGGUGAGUGUGUGUGAGUGUUGAGUUGUGUUUGCCGUGCGGUUGUUGAAGCCUGCUGCUGCCAAAGCACUAACUAAUGCCUGUUCCGGUGGUCGUUUCCUGCAGACUGCACUAGAUGUUGAGAAGUUCGAGGCGUGACGGAUCUCUCGGCGGCGGCUUCCACUCGUCGCUCUGAUUAGUCUGAGCCGCCGACGGAGACGAGCGACGCUGCUUGUGUUAAAUACAGCGAGCUGAUUAGACGGAGGGGAGGGUCACAUACCUGCUGAUCUGGAGCGUAGACGAGAAAUUCAUUUAAUCUUCAGCCAAACGUGGGUUUUUACAGCUGAGGGAGGAUCUAUGGCGAGCCGUUUUAACAUUUAACAGUCUUUAAAAGCAGGAUAUCUCUAAUUCAAUCAGUCAGAGAGAAUAUUUUAUAUGAUCAACAACAAUAUCAGCUUUUACAUUCCUAUGUAUGAAGGUUCUCUGUACAAUUAUCGACAAAUCAGCUUCAGAUCUGCAGCCGAAUUCUGAUUUUAGCUUCAGAUAUCUACAGUUUAAUUCAUAAUUUUAGUUUGAAAUAGCUUGGAAUAUAUUGUAGAAAUCUCGAACUGGAAAUCUGCCUAGUCUAAAUGUAAUUACAGAUAUCUUAAAUUAGACUUUUAAUUGUGCAAAAUGGCAUUGCGGAUAUCUGUAGUUACGGCAAGUCGGAGGCAAAGGUGGUUUGCUUUCAGACGUAUUAUGAAAAUCCAACAGUUUAAGGUAAUUCAGCAGCUUAACCCUCGGAAUCCUCAGCAGUUUUGGGGCAUUUUUUUCCUCAUUGUGGGCUAAUUUGUCAGUCCUGCACCUCUAUGACAACAAAACAACCAUAAGAGAGAAUUCAGAAAUGUUUUCUGUGCAGAAUUACACAAUUGGAAUGACAGAAAUCAUGAAAAAGCAAAAAACAAAAGUUGAAUUUCCUUAUAUAUUUUGCGCAACAUACAACAUUUUUUCAAAGUGACCACAAAAACGGAGGCGCUACAAGACAUUGAACUAUCUUUAAUUUGUUCCUAUAGUUGUUUCAUAUGUGUUUGGUGUAAACACUGCCUGCAGUUCAGCCAAAAACUUCCUGAAUUUUUAUCAUGUGGCCGGUGGUCGUAGCUUGGCUUCACGGAUACAACGGGAAGUGCAGAAUGUUUUUGGUUUUUUUUACAGAAUCUUUUUCAUGCAAACAAUUUUUGGCAAAUUUUUUAAAGUCAAAGAGCCAGUUUCCGGCUCUGAUAAAUGGUGUAAUUCUGCUGAUUUAUUUAAAAAGCUGCGGUUUUUGGAGAUUCAGAGGGUUGAAAGCUACAACGGCUCGUCUUAAAUACCAAACGUUACAUUUUCCAGAUCCGGUAUUCAAGCCAGAGGAUCUGUGUUGAAACAGAUGUGAUUAGAGUCGGAGCAGCGUCGGGCCGCUCUCCUCUCCGUCGGUUUGGGAUCUCAGACGAGGAGAAUCUGUGUCGAGGUGUCAUGUUGGGAUGUUUGAGCAGAUAAAAGCACCUUCCCUUCCCCUCCCUGCGCCGCUUGUGUAGCUGUUAGUCUGUAACUCGUUCCAUAUGUUUGUUGUGACUUCGUACGAUCGGCUAUAAAUGGAUCCGAGAUGGAGGAGCGGCGGAGGCGAAAUGUCUUUUGCUGCUGUUGCUGCUUUGGCGUUUUAUUUUUUUCUGUUGUUGUUGUUUCUACCCACUGCUUUGUACCAACGGAGGACUGUGAAGGUCCCCGGGGAGAUGCAGGGAGGGAGGCGGCGAUAUCCACUGGAUUGACACAUCAAGGCUGAAGCCGGCGGGCCGACUGUGUGGUGGAGAGUGUUGACGUGAUGGCAGCCGACAGAGCCUUCUAGAAACUUCUCCGAGCUGCUGCUGCUGCUGCUGCAGCUUCUGCUGCUGCUGGGCGGGAGGGAGGGAGGGAGGGAGGAUGUAGUAGAGAAGUCCAAAUCUCUGUGCCUUUAUUUUCACCUUCCCUAAGAGCCGGUUUGCAUGAAAAGCAGUGAAGUUCUCAAAAUGUAUCGAUGCACAAGAAUGAGGCGGCGACCGAAGCACCUCUGGCCGUUUGUCAACGCCAGAAAAAUUUGCACUAUUGAGAGAUCAGCGUUUUAAUUCUUCCCCCCCACCCAUCCCCGAUGAAGUCGUGGUCAGUGAUUUGUAGUAACACAGACUCUGUUUUCAGCAGCAUGAGUCAUAUUUUCACACUGCAAACAGCCUCAGAUGGAGCAGCAGGAGAAUCAAAAUGCCUCAAUUAGACGAUUAAAUGACUUCACAGCUUCACACCGACCUUCAGAUAGGAGAUGAUGAUUGUGGAGACGCCUCAGUUAGUGGGAGUUUUCUGGCAUAUCAUCAUUUUUAUCACAGAUUGUACAUAAAAGAUGAGAUCUGAAGCCCUAAAUUUAUGUUCUUAUUAUCAGCCAGCAGGGGGCGACUCCUCUGUAGUCCAUUUGUAUAGAAAUCUAUGAGAAAAUGAUCUGACUUCUUACUUAAUUUGUUACUUAAGUGAGCUUUGAUGAAUUCAUGGCUUCAGUUGGUAGUUUUAGGUCUCCUUCAAUACAGCAUAGUGUAUAUUUUUCCAUUAUGUUCCCACUGUAAAGAAAAUAGAUUAAAAAAAAGUAGCUUCAUAUUUAGAGCCUGGCUGGACAAAGAGCCAUGUUUGAACUGAUGUAGUUUAGCCCGUACUUCCGCCACAUGCUAAAUAAACACAUUUCCAGAAACUAGAAGAAUCUACCUUUCAAAUGAAGUCUUGACAGAAAUAUUUUGGCCUCCUUUUCCUCUUUUUUCAAGCUUUUCCAUAAGGCCAAAUGAGCAAAAAUCCCAUUAAAAAGGUGGCGGCUAAGAGGUUAAACUAUAAACUUUUUGAACCAUGUUUGAACCGAUGUAGUUUAGCCUGUAUUUUAACCACAUGCUAAACAAGCAUAUUUUCAGAAACUAGAAAACGUUACCUUUCAAAUAAAGUCUUGACAGAAAUAUUUUAGCAUCUUGCUUCCCCUUUUUAAGCUUUUCCAUUUGGCCAAACAAGCAAAAAUUCUAUUAAAAAAAGAGUAAACAUUUUACAAUAUAUAUAUUACUUUUAAAGGAAAGCAGGAGUUUUUUACUAAUUGGACCUUAUGUUGCUUGGAAGUAAAAUCUAAAUUUGAACAUUUGUAGUAUAAAUUGGUGGAUUUCAUCCUCGCUAAUUAAUGGAACAAAUGUUCAUGGAAUAGAAAUAUGUCAGCAGGAAGACCAAAACAGUGGCAACUUCCAAUACUUGAGGCGAUCAGAAAGUUAGAUUUUGGUUAGCUUCUAUUCUAGCCACAUGCUAAACAAGUUAGAAGAAGUUAGCUUUCAAAUUAAGUCUGACAAACAUUUUGGCAUCUCUCUUCCUCUUUUAAGCUUUUACAUAUGAUCAAAUAAGCAAAAAUUGCAAUUAAAGGGUAGAAGUUAAGAGGUUAACAACUUUCUAUGACAUAUAAUUUACUUUUUGAAGGAAAUGUGCCAAUUGGAACUUGUGUUUGGAAGAACUGUGUAAAUCUGAACAAUUGUUCCUGCACAUGACAACUUCCCAAGUUUGAUGUAGCUACAUGCUAAACCAGUACGUUUAGAAACUAAACCUUUCAAAUUAAGUCUCCCACAAGCAUUGUGGUCCUACAUUUCUUCUGCUACAAACUUUUCCACUGGCUAAAUGAGAAAACAAACACAUAGGCAAGGUGAAGCUGAGCACAAAAUCAGAAAGUGGAAGAUGCUGCUUUACAAAUUAGGUCUUAUACUAGCAGCUUGGUUUUACAAUACAUUUGUUUUAGGCUUUUCAAUUCGGCCAAAUGGGCAAUAAUCUCCAAAAAAAGGUGGAUAUUAAGAAAUUAAAGACAUUUUAUAGCAUAUAUGUAACUUCUAAGGGAAUGCAGGGACUCUAUACUGGUGGAACUUGAUAAAAAAAUCUAAAUUUAAACUUUAGAAAACUCCACAACGGCAACUUAAUGGACUCUGAGGUGUUUGGCUAAAGAGUGCUCAUGAAUAAAAAUAGGUAAAGUGGGAGUCUGUGGUUGUUCUCAGUUGAAGUUCCCUCCUUCGUUUCGUGGCUGCUGCUCUCUGUGUGGCUGUUCUCAGUGUGAACCGACACCAAAAGGUCAAGAGUCCCGUCGUUUCCCCGUAACAAGCUCCUCACGAGCGAUUACAGAAACUAAACCCCCAAAGAUUUGCUUUCCGGAGACCCUCGUCCUGCUGCUUUUUGAAGACACGUUCCAGUGAACUCCCACGGAGCUGUUUUAUCUGCGCUGAGCUGCUGUUGGAAGCGUUUCCUGGCACGACGCCGGCAGCUCGGCCUCCCGGGUGCAGCGCCGACUCACGUGGGAGAAAAUGAGAUUAAACGGCGUUCGUUAAACAUCGCCAGCCCGCCUGGCCGUUGUUGCAACAGAUGCUCUCUCACAGCAAACCUUAUGCUCUCUCAGACCAAACACACCUUAAGUUCACUUUUUGUACGCAGUAGCGCGUCAACAGAUGCACAUUUAGUCCUCAGCUUCCUCUUCAAACGUCCCUUUGAGUCUUUAGCAAGUUUUUCACUGUACAGAAAAAAGACAUUCCCCUCUUUUGUCGUCUCAAAGUGUCUCCAAGCCAUACAGCCGUACAAAUUUAUACUCUGUGGUUCAGACAAAAGGGAGCUCCUCUGCUAAAACUGUGCUGUUUCUGUUAGAUUUAGCCGGUUUUUCUGCUAACUUCAUGGGAAUCACAACUGAUAGGUGUUGUAAAAUCAGCUUUGUUGCAUUUCUGUGAUGCCAUUCUUAUGCUAAAAAGGAAAAAAAGCAUUUUAAAGGGGUGAAAGAGAGCAUUUUGGCAACAAUUCCUGUGUCCUUUACAAAAUAUUUAGUUGGGAAAAAAUACACUAAUAUCGACGUUCAUGGCAUUAACUAGAAGAAGUUCAUACAUUCCUUUAGCCCUCUGAAAACCAACUUGUUUCUGGGUUGUUUCUGUCACAUUUUCCUCACUGUGGUUUAAUUUUUCACUACAAUAUAAAGUCCUGCAGCUCUAUGGAAACAGAACAAUCAUAAAGAAGGAGAGAGAACUCAGAAAUAUCAGUUAGAAUGUCAUAAAUCAUAGAAAAAAAAUGAGAAAAAACUUGAAUUUGCUUCAUUAUUUAUGUUAAAAAAUGUUUUUAAAAAUGGAAUCAACAUACUAAACAUUUUUCCAAGUUCCCACAGGUGUUAUUAAUGCUGGAAAAUAAAACUGUGACUCUACAUACUGUAGAAAUUUCACUAUUUACAUUUUAAAAUUCUCUUCUUUGUGUAAACACAAAAAAAUGUUCAGCCAAAAAAUCCCAGAAUUUUUGUCGCAGGACUGUUGAUCGCAGCCGAAUCACUAAAGGCUUCACAGUUAGGCAGACGAGUGCAGAAUUUUUGUUUUUUUACAGAAUCUGGUUAAAGCAAACAGUUUAUUUUUGGUGAAUUUUUAAAUCGAGACUUGUAAAAUUUUGAUGAAAUGUCACAAUUUGAAGCUCAGAUUUAGUUACAUUUUCCCGAAUGAAAGUCACAUCACAGAAAAAUAGUGCACAAAACGUUGAAAAUCGCUUGUAUAAAUGGUGUGAUUUUAGCAAUUAAACAAAAAAAAAAAACACUUUAAACCCUAUGACAAGUUUUGGGGUUCAGAGGGUUAAAUGUCAUAAAUCAUGAAAUCUAAAGCACUAAAGAAAAGCUUUUCUUUGUCAGUUUUUUAAAAAAUAACGCAACAAAAAGUCUGUUAAUGCCAGGAUUUUGGUUUCUUCCCUGACUGUGAAAUUAAUUAACGAUACUCAGACUGAAAUAAGCAUUCAGACCUCGAACCUGAAGCCGGAAUAAUCCAGUUUCUGUUUCCAAACGCGCUGACUAAAAGCAGCAGCGUCUGAACCUGGAGUCCAUCACAGCCUGAAACGUUCAGGUCCGCUGGGUUUUCUGACUGAUCUGAAAGGUUUGUUUUCGCUGCGCUGUCCUUCGGUUGAAUGUAGCCACUGAGGAAUGUUUUUGUGUUUCACCAAAGUUCAUCUCAGCGAGGACAGAUCGAGUGGAAAUAAUGAGGCAGAAAUGUUUAACAUCUGAGUUUUAACAGUUUUAAGAUCAGCAGCUGGUUGCACUGACAAAAUCUAAGACAAGUUAACACCAAAUGCUCAUUUCUGACUUCAUUUUGGAGCCAAAUUCAACAAACUAAACCAACUAAAUCACUAAGAAGACCGAUGUGUGGAUCCAUUUUUUGCACUUGGACUCAGAUUACACUAAUAAGAUGUUAAUUAGUGGCUUUCAGAGGUGCUUUUAGGCAGAUUUACUAUCAUCUUGUGUCCAGUUUUUGUGCUAAACUGCCGUAAAUCAGCCGAUUUAAAGUACAGACAUGAGAGCCGGUGGUUGAAAUAAGAUAAAAGCAGCUGUGGAGCAAAAUUUAAAGUCUCUAAAGUCUCUAAUUUUUGACUAUAAAUUAAAUAUUGGAGCUGUGUCACAAGUUUUCUGAAAGUUUAUGUUGAAAUACACAAAAAAGUAUUAAAUAGUUUUUAAAAAUGCCCUAUUUUAUAUUAAUUUCCAAAGAAAAAAAUUUGAAUAUUGGAGCCAGUUUCAAGAUUUUUAUUUCAUUUUGUUCACAAAUUUGAGUCAAAUAUUUGUUUAUUAAUCAGAAAAUACUGUAAACAGCCAGAAAUAAAUUCCAUCAUGCUUUUAGGGAUAAAAUGUUAAAUAAGUCAACCAAAUUUACAGAAUCAGGCUUUAAAUCAGGACCAGCUGUAGAUCUGACAAACAAAAUCCAAAUGGGAUUUUCUGUUUUCACCAAAAAACAAAAACAAACUUUCAUCAUUCGGAUUAAUUUUGGUGGUUUUAUGAGUAAAACAAGGUUUAGAAAUAAAAAUCAGAAGAAAAACUUCAGUUAAUUGAUGCUAUAAAAAAGUAACAACUGAUCUAAAUGGAGAAAUGGGCACAGAAUGUUGAAAAUAAGUUAUUUUCAGAUGGAGAAAUAGUUUGAGACCUUCAGAUUCAGGUGUUUGGUCAUAAAUGUACAAAAUAUGAACAAACUUCUGUGUAAAAACCUGCAGAAUAUAGAAUAAAAAUGCUGCUUUAGUGGAGAUUUGGGGCUUAAAGUGGGAGAAAAAAAUAACAUUACCUUUAAAAGAUAAAUUUUAUGAUUAGUCUGAAAUAAGAUGUCCCAAAAUCUUAUUUAUAUCCUGAUUUGUAGAGCAUUUUAUUCCUAAAAACAUGAUGAAAGCAGGAUUUUCUGAUUCCAAAAUCUCUCCAAUAUGUCAAAAAAAAUAAAAUAAAAAUCAAAGCAUUUUUUUUGUGAUAUUCAGAUUUCUGUUCUAGAAAUUAGAGCAAAUUAUUGAUAUAUUUAUAUAUUUAAAUGUUAAAUUUCAACAAAAGCUCCUCAUCUUGCAGCAGAAUGAGCUCAUUUCCCUUCACAUCUUCAGUCUUUGUCGGUGCAACGAGCUGCUGAGUCUCAGCUUGUUCAUUUAAAGGGUCUGAAGAAUGAAAACCUGAUCUUCCUUGCUGAGCUUUUUUGCAAAAACUCGGUUGAUUUUAAGCGCUCUUCUUCUUUCUCGUUGGUUUCUCGCUGCUUGGCCUUUUCUUUCUGCAGAUGACGGGAACGUUGGGCGCUGGAAAAGGUUUUCUUUUGUUUCUCCAAAUGUACGUUUCUCUUAAGUCGCCUUUAACUGCGUUGAUUGUGACGGGCUUUUUGAUGUUUCCUCCUCCGAGACGCGCUUGUACAAAACAAUAAAAAAUGAAGAAGAAAAAAAAAGCACACUGAGACUGAAACGAAGCGCUGAAAGUGUGAAUGCUCCAUGGAUGGCUGAGUUCAGAGUUUGUAUUCCCACUGCAGAAUAAAGACGCGUCUCCAUC
Amphiprion ocellaris (clown anemonefish) is the source of this 15043-nucleotide messenger RNA. It is a transcript of the gene bag5, whose product is annotated as BCL2 associated athanogene 5. Bases 5552 to 6967 code for a protein of 471 amino acids. Lineage: Eukaryota; Metazoa; Chordata; Actinopteri; Pomacentridae. The record is from RefSeq and is a predicted model, not a curated record. Gene Ontology annotation, cellular component: cytosol; cytoplasm; nucleus. The transcript has 3 exons. Gene Ontology annotation, biological process: regulation of inclusion body assembly; negative regulation of protein ubiquitination; protein stabilization. Gene Ontology annotation, molecular function: adenyl-nucleotide exchange factor activity; protein-folding chaperone binding.